Chrysemys picta bellii (western painted turtle) is the source of this 486-nucleotide messenger RNA. The record is from RefSeq and is a predicted model, not a curated record. Lineage: Eukaryota; Metazoa; Chordata; Testudines; Emydidae.
AUGGCUGUCUCUGCCCAGGGCUGUGUUCAGUGCCGGGCGGGGCACCGGGACAUCCCAGCCCGUUUCGCCCGGCUGUGUGCCCGCUACCGCCAGGUUCACGCCCGCCCGGGCUGCCCCAGCCGCCCCUGGGGCCCGGAGUCCUUCAAGGGGUUUGCCCUGGAUGAGCAAGCCAUGGAUGCGGUGACUGAGAAAACUCACCGAGUCUUGCGUCUCAUUGAGAUCAACCGGACCCUCUCGGAUCUGCCCAAGUUCUGGGACUGGCUGCGGGAAGUGAAGCUACUGGAGUACAGGGCCUCGGCCUUGGCCAUCAACUGCUCCAGCUGCAAGAAGGGGAAGGUGCCCUGCUGGGCCCUGAAAAAAUGUUACCCCGGGCGCAGGGAUCUCCGGGACUCCCUGCUGCUGCUGAGCGUCCUGUCCGCCUCCAGCCUGCUCGUGGGGGUCAUCACCUGCGCCCUGCAGUUCCGGUUCUACCCGCUGCCCGAGUGA